UGGUCUAAUUCAAGGAAUGUUAGUUAGCAAAUACCCAAAAUAUAAGACAUCUUUUGACUUACGCGACAGGUUUUUCCUUACUCUAUUUUAUGAACCCUGUCGAGCUACAACUUUGUAAAACUUAACGUUCUUAGAUCUGAGGGUGUUAUCUGAUUACAAUUGAAAACUCAGAGGGAUAGGUAUUUCUUGUUUUUAAUUUCGAAAUAUGAAAAAGUCACAUGAAAAUCAGCAAUUCAUGUAUUAUCAUUUUGGCGACCCCAAAAUUCACCCACUUUCAUUUUUAUUUCGAUUCCCUCUUUUUUUGUUUUUUGUUUUUUUUGUUGGCUCGGGGCAGUGAUUUGCCAUUUGUGAAUUACAUAGUUGUUGUUUAAUAAAGCCACAUCCAAGUAAAAGUACAGAAAACUACAGCAAUGAGGCAAAUAAAAAUUGUAUUAACACUCUUGAAGUACAGUUGCGUACAACUUAAUUGAAAAUGAAAUUGAAACCGACUAAAACAACUGCUGUAUAACCCGUGAUAAAAAAGCCGUUCUACGCGUGAUAUUAAUUAAUGUUCUGUAACCAUUACAUCAGGCCCAUUCUCCAACAAGAGAAAGCAUUACUGCCGGCGGGUUCACGUUUUGCCACAAAUCUUAGCAGAAUAUACCAAAUUUGGGGUUUGAAUCCACUUGGCUCAAAUGGAGCAAGAAUUAAGUACGGAACGAAAACCAGCAAAUCGUAAUUUGGUGACGGAGGGAUUUCGCUCCUUCGUGUACUUCGGGGCAAUAGUGUGCAUGAUUUCUUGCUUUGUCAUCCUGUUUGUUUCACUGGUCUCCAUGGAAAGGCGAGUUGCUUUACUUGAAAGCAAGCUCAGUGAGAUUUCUGAGAAUUCCAAGAAUGGCGUCAAAGAAUCUCUGAGCGCCGUGCAUGUAAGACAUGAGCGAAAUGCUAACCCGACAACAACUUUGUCAGGCCUGACAAAGAGACUUAUCGCACUGGAAAGCAGAACAGUAAACCUUUCUAAAGACUUGCGUAUGAAGUCCUCGCUUCGAGGUCGAGACGGACGAGAUGGCAAGCCAGGACCUCCCGGACCUUCUGGACGGGACGGUAGAGACGGAAGAGAAGGUCCCGCGGGUCCUCGUGGGAUUUCAGGACCAAAAGGUGAUGUUGGUCGAGCUGGAAGUCCUGGGCCCCAGGGACCUGCCGGCCCUCAAGGAACAAUAGGACCAGAAGGACCGGCGCUGUCAGGUGUGAGUUACAACCGCUGGGGACGAACGAACUGCUCAGGAGAUGCCAUUACGGUGUACACAGGCGCGAUGGGCGGUGGAUACUACGAUCACACCGGUGGUGGCACCAACUACGUCUGUCUAACCAACAAUCCUAUAUAUGACAAAUACCAGAGUGGGUGGCAGGGUACAGCAGCAAUAUACGGUACCGAGUACCAAACAUCAUUUGCAGGCUUUACAAAAGGCGAUCUUAGUGAACAUGAAGCACCUUGCGCUGUGUGUUACGUCAGAUCACGUGGGUCCCAAGUGACGAUUCCUGGAACCAACAAGUGUCCUUCAGGUUGGACCAGAGAGUAUUAUGGGUAUCUGAUGACCUCUCACUACUACCAUGCCCAUCCUAGUGAAUUUGUGUGCGUUGACGUAGAUGCCGAGUCUGUGCCAGGAAGUCACAAAGACACAAAUGGCGCUUUGUUGUACGUUGUACAGGGAGAUUGUGGGCAUGCCUUACCUUGCAAACCGUACAUUCAUGGCUAUGAACUAACCUGUGUUGUUUGUACCAAGUAGUCAAGUACUUACCAAAAUGUAAAACAACUGUAGCUUAGUCGAGCGGUGAAGGGUUGUUAGCAAUUACAAAUCAAAAUCUUCUCUCUGUGAACCAAACUAUAAAUGUAACUUGUAAGGCCUGGAUCACAACAUCGUCAUAAAGACAAAACAGCGAGGUCACGCAAACGCAAAGAACGCAUCUUUUAAUAUGAUAUCUUGUGUCACUAGCGUGAACAACGCGCUGCAAAACAAACUAGCAAGACCAUAAGGAGAUUAGCAUAACGAAAUAAGAAAAAAGUAUUCUUGCUAUGCCUUCUGUUACCAGUAAACCAGGCUGAAGAAGACUUACAGUGAUGUAGUUACUUCAGCGAAUAAUAUUGAUUUUAUCUCAGUUUUAUGCAGUUCGAGUCUUAAGCUGAAUAUCCUCUGUAUUAAUCUAGACGUAAAACGAUUAAAGGAUAGUUUAAAUGCUGUG
Messenger RNA from Orbicella faveolata, 2220 nucleotides. RefSeq lists its product as uncharacterized. NCBI's taxonomy places the organism in Eukaryota, Metazoa, Cnidaria, Anthozoa, Scleractinia, Merulinidae. The record is from RefSeq and is a predicted model, not a curated record.